CCCUGGCGGCGGCGGCGGCGAGGACUAACGGCUCGGCUCGCGGCGCUCCGGAAGUGACGUCGCAAAGGCGCCGCGCGGCCCUUAACCAUGGCCCUCGAGGCCGCGGAGCGGCCGUCAGAGGAAACCCUGUUGCUCUGGGAACGGGAACAAGCCCGGCUGAAGACGCGCGUGGUGCCCAGGGACACGGAGGCCUGGCAGCGGGACCCCGCCUUCCCGGGCCUGCGGAGGGUCGGGGGCGUGGACGUGUCCUUCGUCCCGGGGGACAGUUCCCGGGCCUGCGCGUCCCUCGUGGUGCUGAGCUACCCAGAGCUCCAGGUGGUGUAUGAGGACAGCCACAUGGUUCGCCUGAAGGCCCCUUAUGUGUCAGGCUUCCUGGCCUUCCGAGAGGUACCCUUCCUGGUGGAGUUGGUACAGCGGUUGCAGGAGAAGGAGCCAGGCCUCAUGCCCCAGGUCCUGCUUGUGGAUGGAAACGGGGUGCUUCACCAACGAGGCUUUGGGGUGGCCUGCCACCUUGGUGUCCUUACAGAUCUGCCCUGCGUCGGGGUGGCCAAGAAGCUCCUGCAGGUGGAUGGGCUGGAGAACAACUCCCUGCACAAGGAGAAGAUAGUGCUCCUCCAGUCUGGGGGAGACACGUUUCCUCUGAUGGGCAACUCUGGGACUGUCCUGGGAAUGGCCCUGAAGAGCCAUGACCACAGCACCAAGCCCCUCUAUGUCUCUGUGGGCCACAGAAUAAGCCUGGAGGUGGCUGUGCGCCUGACCCACCACUGCUGUAGGUUCCGGAUCCCAGAGCCCAUACGCCAGGCUGACAUCCGCUCCCGAGAGUACAUCCGAAGGACUCUAGGAAACCCUGGGUCUCCUGCACAAGGUCAGGAGAGGCACCAGAAGGAGCAGAGGCCAAAGGCAUGUCCCAAAGGAGGCUCAGGAGCACCUGCAGGUCCAGGCAGGCCACCCGAGGACUGUGGCAGAGACUCCAGCACAGACCUGAAAGACCCCCAGCCAGGCUUCCAAGAGCAGCAGAAGGACCAGCAGUCAGAGGGAACUGGGCCUCAUAAAGACUCAGACCUCUGGCCUCCUCCUGCAGCCCGGGUACAGUCACCACCCUGAGAAGAUGAUCUCUAAUUGCUGUGGGAACUUCACCCACACCACAGGCAGAGCACUGAGCCUCGGAGACAACAGUGGCCUGAACCCCAGGAGGACGCAGCAGGCAUAGUCUAGCUUGGGCCAAUGGCUGCCCAGCCUCCUCCAUCACUGGCUGGCCAGUGUAGUCACCAUGCCCCAGAAGGACCACAUUCCAGACCAGAAAACACACAAGCACCCAGAGUGCACGUGGGCUUCAGGUGCCCAGAGGCCCUAUGUCAGCACCUGCAGCUCCAGCCUCCCCCGUGGAACACAGACCUGGCUCUGGCUUCACUCCUCUA
This is a messenger RNA of Cricetulus griseus (Chinese hamster), 1418 nucleotides long. The record is from RefSeq and is a predicted model, not a curated record. NCBI's taxonomy places the organism in Eukaryota, Metazoa, Chordata, Mammalia, Rodentia, Cricetidae.